CCGAUGUGUACUGUCAAAUCUAACGCAUUUGUUAUUGUGCUUCUUCUGCUGUUGGUGUUGUUUUUCUUAAUGUUACCAGCUUCCAUCAAUUCCGGAUCACCGAAGAACACACAAAGAAGGUCCCCAAUUCCCAUGCAAAAUAGUAAAUUUGACUCUUAGUGAAACAUGUCGUCAGAAGACGAAGACUUGAUGGAUGAGGAUGUACCUCAUACACUCAAUAAAACCAAUAAUCACUCCCUACCGGCCAAUUCUCAAGCGAAAUACAAUCUCACAUAUCAAGUUUUCCAAAAGUGGAACAAGUCCAACGGAUGGAGUGCCGUUUCGGAAGAACUGCUGAUGAAAUACUUUACGGAGCUGGAAACGAAAAAUAAGCCACCGACAUUGGUCGCAAUCUUUUCCAUGCUAAAGGCCACAUUCCGGAUAAAUGACGGCAUCGACAUCGGCACGUAUUCUAAACUGCUUGAAUUUUUAAAACAAAAAAACGCCGGCUACAAGCCUUCCAGCACAAUAUUCUUUACCGACGAAGAAAUCGAAAAAUUCCUGAACGAGGCGUCCGAUGAUCUAUGGCUGGAUGUAAAGGUCGUCUGCAUAUUUGGAAUCAGUGGUCUCUGGAACACCAAGAAACUCGUCAAAAUAAUGAUCGAACAUGUGAAACGGUACGACGAUCUGAUUUUGGUGACAACACCUAAAACCAUCACGAAUGCUCAGAGUACAUUCACAAUAACCGGACCGUUCUUCCAUAUUGUACAGAAAUAUGCCGAUUUGCGGCAUGAGAAUCCCAGUUCUGGUCGUUUCUUUUUAUGCUACCAUGACGGUAAAUGCACUGCGCAACCCAUCGGAAAAAAUAAAUUUUGUGGAAUGCCGAAACGGAUCGCCAAAUUUCUCAAAAUACCAGACUCAACACGUUACUCAGCACUUUCGUUCCGAAGACGUUCAGCCAAUUUCCAUACAAAGAUAGGUCCGUGGGACAUUGUCGAGCAAUCUGCGGAACAUGUGGACUUGGAUUAUCAAACAGGAUACCUUAAACCGUCUGCAUUCAGCUACACACAACCGCCAGCUUCUACUCAAGCAACUAGAGCUACGAGUUCGAAUACGUAUCACAAUAAUGGCUACCAAAAUGAGCAUGUGUGCACCCUCAGUUGCGGUCAAGUGAAAUGUGCAUCUGAAGAGAAUGAAAACAGUGUUUUGCAUGCGUUUACGACAAUGAAACCAGACGAAUUUGUCAUAUCCGAUCUAACGCCGGCAGUAUAUCCAUCGGACCCAGCCUGUAGAUGGAUAGUCGGAUACACCCAUCAUGUCGAUGCAGUAACAGCGUCGAACGCUGAUGAGACAUUCGAAGAUAUAACCAGGUCGAUACCGAACAAUGUCCGCAUAAAUCAACGAUACAUUCGAGGGAGCACGAUUCAUCUACCUGCCGCGUACGUAGUUGUCUAUGGCGUUAAUUGUAAGUGUCAGAAAGAGAAAGAGACUGUGGAUAUAUUCAAUUUUGCAUUGAAUGAAGGGAAAUAUGAAGAUUAGAAGUGAUUUCAAAUAGAAAGGAUGAACCUUCCAUUAUUGGAGUGA
Molecule: messenger RNA, 1563 nt
Organism: Bradysia coprophila
Lineage: Eukaryota; Metazoa; Arthropoda; Insecta; Diptera; Sciaridae
Biological process (GO): DNA recombination; DNA integration
Molecular function (GO): DNA binding
Source: RefSeq, a predicted model, not a curated record